AGUGUGGAUGCGUUCCGAGCAGAAACCGCGACCAAACGAAUUCAAUUCAGCCCCAAUGCAAGAGGGCUGUGGGAAAAUAACAUCCGCAACGCCGUUUCCGAGCAGAGCAACAACCAACUCAAUGUGCAAUCGGUGCCCCCAAGUGGAGUUUAAAAGUGUUAACAGUCAGAGGCGCGGCCAAAAUUAAACCGCUGCCACUGAUAGUUCAGUGUUUGUAAGGGCAGAAUUAACACAAAUCCACUUCGAAAUCUCUGUACCCCCGCAGGAUAUACCGUCGAAAGCCAAACGUUGGAAAAAAUCCAAUACAGAUAUAUGUGUGUGUAUAUAUGUGUAUGUAUGUGCGUGUGCAUGUGCCAGUGCGUGCGCCUGUAGUGGUGCAAUAUUUGUGAGCGCCAAAAAGCCGAAGAGACGAAGCCGCGCAGUCAAAUAAAUCUCUCGUCUCUCACUCCGUUUCUCGAAACUCGAAACUCGAAUAUCGAAUCUCGCCUCUCGCGUCGCUUUCUCCAGUUCGAAAGUCGCGUAGUAAAAAGUGUCGGCAAUUCUUUUUGGCCCUCUCGCUGCGCCUCGCUGCACCACCCACUGAACCACCACCACUAAGCGUCUGAAGGACUACUUUGUUUUUGGUCAAGCUUUUCGCACUCGUCUUCGAAAUUGCGAAAUUGGCGCGCACGGGAGCAUCAAGUCAAACAAAUACACUAACCUUAGCCACAUAUCAAACUACCAGCUCAAUUACCAUUUGUCACCAAACCAAAAUAAAAAUAACUGACCAAAAAAUAGCUUCGCAACAAUGUUGAACGUACACGGAAAAAGCAAUAAAAACUUUUGGCAGCACCAAAUGUCCGGCUUAAAAGCGCUUAUAGCAAGUAUAUGAAAAUCGAAUGGAAAUUGCAAUUAAGCUUGGCGAAACCAACUGAAAUAAGAACUUAACUGAGCGAAUUUUAGUUUAUUUUUUUCUCGAAUCGAUAAAAGAAUCAAAAGUGUCAAUAAAUUGAAAAGGAAAACAAUUUAAGCGCGAAUUCGGUUUAAUUUGUGAACUGUUUUUUGUGGCUUUAUCGGCAUAUGUGCGCCGUGCACGCGAAAACACCAAAUAAUUAUACAUUUUGGAAACCGAAAACCAAUCGAUACCCAAAUAGGGGAUUAAAUCUAAAAGUAUUCAACACCAAUUGAUCCACAUAGAUACGUACGCACACAACCGGCCCAAAUACAGACAGAAAUGGAGAGCAAACAGUGGAGCUGCUUUGUGGCCAUUGUGCUGGGCGUGCUAAUAUUCAAAAUGCACAUAUUUGUCGCAUUCGGCGAUCAGGAUGAGGAUAUACCGCACAACGAAGUUCGCAACUGGGCCCUGAAGUUUGGCGUCGACUUGUGGGAGUUCGGACGUCAAUUUACCAAAAUGAAUGAGAUCAAAAGUCGCUUCAAGGACAACGACAUCGAAGUGAAGCGCAAGGACGGCAUUAUCCUGCUGCGUGAAUUGGCCGCCGAGGUGAAGAACUUUAUGGAUUUCAAGCGCAAUGCUGUCAUGCGCCUGAUGGACUCCGCCGAGCAGGCGGCACUCUCGGAGCUGGAGGGCCAGGGACAGGCGGAAUCGCCGGCGGGUGGACAGCAGCACUAUGAUGCCCGGCGGAUCAACGAGUACAAUGCCGAUGGCAAGCUGGCGGAUGGAGCACGCCACAUGGACAUCCGGUUCAUGCGGCGCUUCGAGCGCCUGCCGGUCAAUCUCAGUCUAAGCUCGAUUCUGGUGCCGCACGGCGUCGACUUGGACGAGGCGGAUGUCAAGUCGGCGCUGCAGUGGAGCGCCCACUUGGACCCGCUCUUCCAGAACAACUUAGAGCAAGAUCCGGCCCUGUCUUGGCAAUACUUUGGCUCCUCCGCGGGUUUCCUGCGGCGCUUUCCGGGCACUGCCUGGCCCCCAGAGGGUUCCAAGGGCAGCAAGCUCAUCCAUGACUUUCGCACGCACAAUUGGUUUGUGCAGGCAGCCUCCUCGCCCAAGGAUAUAAUGAUUCUCUUGGACUCCUCUUCGAGCAUGUCGGAGAAAUCUUUUGACUUGGGCAUGGCCACUGCCUUCAACAUACUGGAUACUCUGGGCGAGGACGACUUUGUGAACCUCAUCACCUUCUCGGAGGCGGUGAAGACGCCAGUGCCUUGUUUCAAGGAUCGCAUGGUUAGAGCCACGCCGGAUAAUAUCCAGGAAAUCAAGUCAGCCGUUAAGGCCAUAAAGCUGCAGGAUACGGCCAACUUUACAGCCGGUCUGGAAUAUGCUUUCAGCUUGCUGCACAAGUACAACCAAUCUGGAGCUGGGAGUCAGUGCAACCAGGCCAUCAUGCUGAUCACGGAGAGCACCUCGGAGUCACACAAGGAUGUGAUCAAGCAGUACAACUGGCCACACAUGCCAGUGAGGAUCUUCACGUACCUAAUUGGCAGCGACUCUGGCAGUAGGAGCAACCUGCAUGACAUGGCCUGCUCGAACAAGGGUUUCUUCGUCCAGAUCAACGACUAUGAGGAGGCUCGCCGCAAGGUGAUCGACUACGCCCUGGUGAUGGCCAGACCUAUGAUCAUGUACCAGGCAGAUCAUCCCGUCCACUGGAGUCCGGUCUUCGUGGCCGGCAAAUCGGGCGGAUUGGGACGCGACUCGGAGUACCAGCGCCGUUUAGUGACGACAGUUUCAACUCCGGUCUUCGAUAGACGAAACCAUUCGGUGCGCGUCGCCAAUCUGCUGGGAGUGGUGGGCACCGAUGUGCCCAUCGAGGAGAUCCGCAAGGUGAUCCCCCAGCACAAGCUGGGUCCGAAUGGCUAUUCGUUUAUCGUCGAUAACAAUGGGCGGGCUCUUUACCAUCCGGAUCUGCGGCCCCUCAGCGACGCCAACCAGUAUAUUGAUCAACUAAAGCCCAAGUAUGCCUCUGUCGAUAUCACGGAGUUGGAACUGCCGGAGACGGAGAUUGGCAACAACAAUGAGAUUAUUGAGAUGAAUAAGAAUCUCCUCAACGAGAUGCGUGGUGACAUGAUCAGACCCAAGGAGGGAGAGACCGAAUUUACCGUGUUAAACCAUUACGAUGAGUCGAAGCGAGUGUCUACCAGGACACACAGAUACUUCUAUGGUCCCAUUGAGGAUACUCCCUUUACGCUGGCUAUUGUGCUCCCGGAGAAGUACGGUAGCCAUGAGUUUGUCUCCCAGCAGGAGAUCCGGCAUUCGCGUAACAAUGUUACCGAAUACUUCAAGGGAGACAACUGGCGCGUACACCCGGAUUGGGUGUACUGCGAGUACAAUAGCGUUAGCGAUUUGGAGAAGGAAAGGGAGAGCUCUGGCGAGUACUCCUCGCGGGAUCAGGAGCCCAGCUUCGGGUCACCAGAGGAGCAGGUAUUGCACUUUCUGGCUCGUGCCGGACGCCCCGGUUGGAAGUGGAUGUCGGUUCGACCCAAGUCACCGCAACCACAUCACAACAUGCACAGUGGCUCCAACGGCAAUGCGCCAGGAUCGAGCCACUUUGGGUCGCAGCAUCUGAACUCUCAGGGAUCUCGCAAGGCUGAACCCUACUAUUGCGAUCGAACCCUCAUCCAGAGCUUGGUGCGCGACGCCAUGGUCACCGAUGGUCUCGAUAGGAACACGACUGGAACCUCCAGCGGCAAGGAGGAUAAGCAUCCAAUCGCCACAUUAAUGGCAAUACUAAAGAGGCAAGGAUAUCAGAAGUUUGUGGUUGCCACCUCGUUCGUGGCCACAAGGUCGGGUCUUCUGCGCUGGAUUGACCACAUCAAGAGACCCGAGGAUACCCCCGAACCGCAUUUUAGCGAGGAUAAUGUGAGAGCCAUGGACACAUCCUGGUAUAAGCGAGCCGUAGACCAGCACUCGGUGGAACCGGAUAGCUUUGUGUACAGCGUGCCCUUUGGCUCUGGUUAUGCCAUCAAGUCCAAUGCCACCUUGGUGACAGCCUCUCAUGCCAUGUUUGUGGAGCAUCGCGGACACAAGGCACCGGCGGGCGUCGUUGGCCUCCAAUUCCAGCACGAUUCUCUGGCCAAACACUUUAUAAACAUCACCUCUGCCUGCACUGGAAUGACGGGCUGCAAGAGAACCUGCGCCUCAGACAACCUGGACUGCUAUGUGCUGGAUAACAGUGGCUUUGUAAUCAUAUCCGAGGAGAUGGAGCAUACGGGCAAGUUCUUUGGACAGAUCGAUGGCACCAUCAUGGACUCCUUGGUACAGGAUCGGAUCUACAAGCGGGUGACAGUCAACGAUUAUCAAGGGGUUUGCUCCGAUGCCGACAAUCCAUACACGGCUGCCGGUGGCAUCCUGAAACCGAAUCGCCUGGGCUCCUGGUUCUUCAGUCACCUGGUGGCCCUGAGUGCCACCUGGCUUUCCCUAAUGCCAGCCUCGCUGCGUGCCUGGCCACAGGACGAGUACACCUACGACAACGAGGAUGUUGUGUUUGUGGACAACAAUUACUCGGAUGAAUAUGAGUUUGGAAAUGAAUACAACAUGCCGGUGGAUCAGGAAAUGGAUGAGUUCUUCACCACCGCCGAUGUGGAAUAUACGACGCCGCCUCCUGCCAGGCAGCAUAAACCCCAUGCUGGACCUCGUUUCACGCCGGAUCCUCAGAACGCCAGGCGUUGCGAUCUGGCUACAGAUCUGUAUAUGCUCCAGCCUGAACGGCUUAAUCAGGGUGGUCAGAACAAUCCACUCAAGGGAAAGCUGACCAAUUGCCAUGCUUCCGGCUGCGAGCGUCCAUUUAGCGUUCAAAAGAUCCCUCACAGCAAUCUCAUUCUGCUCGUGGUGGACACUCUGUGUCCAUGUGGCUCCAAGCAGCUGGACAUUGAGCCGCUGGAGGAUUCGGGUGUGAUUGGAGCCUGCAGUACGAGACGACAGAGCCAGGAGCAAGAGUCCCGGCGACGACCCAGGAAAUGCAUAAACUACCAUCCGGAGGAGAUUGAGAUCCAGCAGUGCGGCCGUGGCAGUCCCCUGCUGCACAUGUCCGGCUCGGUGAUCGUGGCCCAUGUCCUGAUGGUGACCGUGACCUUUGUGCUGGCCAAUGCGUGAUAUGAGCACUAAGGAUGCUCUGAGAACUAAGUGUGAGAACUAGGGUUUUGUUUUUUCAUUUGGUUUGUCGAAGAGGAGGCGGAAGAGUCACUCUUGAUCCGGGGAAAUACGCAGUUUGAGUUAAUUGAUUUGAUAAGCCGAAGUAGGAACUAUUAGCAGUCCCUCAACCACCACAUUAGCCGAGGGACAAAGGUAAUAAUCAAAUAUUUAUUAGACGGAUUGCAGCCGCGAGCAACGUUACUCAAAUAGUAAGUACUAACGAGUUUAUAUCCAUAUGUUUGUAGACAAUAAUUUGCAGGAGAUGUUUUAGGCAAAACGAUAGCUAAAGGUAACUUCCUUAAUCUGUAUGUGCAAUAACUUGAAUACUUUAAAUUAAACGAUUAUGGUACUUUAUAGAGCGAGCUUUGUUUAUCCGUUAUCAAAGUCAGUGAUUUUCUCCCAAUUACAAAAUAAUUGAGACAGAAAAAUACGCGAAAAUAUGAGUGCAAAAACCCCAAAAACGAACGAGAAAUAGCCAUCAGUCGAUCAGAUUGUGUAUAUAGUAUCAAGAAAGUAUUCAAAAUGAACAAAAUUCCUACCGAUAAAUAAUUCGUUUCUUUCCACUUUUUUCUAACGUACAACACGAGUAAUAACUAGAUUGAGUUACUUUUAAACUCAACUGCGUACGCACAAAUAUAAAGUAUUAUAUAUAUUUUACAACCGAACUAAAUCGAAUUCACUGAACAAACGGAAGACUUGAAUUACCCGACAGCAAUGUAAAAAACAAAGGUACACAAAAAAAAACAAAGUUAUAGACAGUUAAUAUCGUACAUACAUCCAAUUUUGAACAUAAAACCAGCUAAAUGAUGGCGAAGAGAACAAGUCGAUUGAAAAUAAAAUAUUUUAAUUGUUUUGCAGAAAUAAACAUAAA
Molecule: messenger RNA, 5933 nt
Organism: Drosophila serrata
Lineage: Eukaryota; Metazoa; Arthropoda; Insecta; Diptera; Drosophilidae
Gene: stol
Product: voltage-dependent calcium channel subunit stolid
Cellular component (GO): voltage-gated calcium channel complex
Molecular function (GO): voltage-gated calcium channel activity
Source: RefSeq, a predicted model, not a curated record